AUGGUAAAUGCAUUAGCUGAUGUUCUGUGGCAAAUUAUUCGGAAGAGAUCCUCAUUUCUGCAUCGACAACGCGGAAUCCCGAAACAUUUUAGUAGAGAACGUUUCAAUAUAAAGGGUGUAAACAGUAUCCGUUUCAAUGGAUUGAUUCAUAGAAAAGGUUUGGACAUCCAAGCAUCACCUGAAGGCAAAGGCAUUGUAGUGACAAUGAAAAAGCGAAAUAAGACCAAUAUGCCUAGUAAGUCGAAUGUAUCUGUUACGCUGAAGAAGAAUAGUCGUAAAUCGUUAAAGAGUGUGAAAAAUAUUGCCCGUAGUUAUCGAAUUGCACAUAAAGGGUUGGCACAGAAACGUGCUUCGCAACUACUUCGUUCACUGAAACCAGUAGCAUCACGUCGUGGGCGACAUGUCCGUAAAGCAGAAGUCUGA
Molecule: messenger RNA, 423 nt
Organism: Cercopithifilaria johnstoni
Lineage: Eukaryota; Metazoa; Nematoda; Chromadorea; Rhabditida; Onchocercidae
Source: the annotation of a GenBank genome assembly